AUGAGCAAAGCCGUCAAAAUAGAUCCAUCAAGCGAAAGCAGCCGGGAACUGCCGCCCGGUACGUUCAAGCUCUUCAUCGGCAAUGUCGACGAGAAGACGCAGCCGUCCGAACUGCGGCCACUGUUCGAAAAAUACGGUACGGUCGUCGAAUGCGAUGUGGUGAAGAAUUUCGGCUUCGUCCACAUGGAAAACGAAGAUCAGGGCCGCGAGGCGAUACAGCAUCUGAACGGGUACGUGAUCGGCGGUCAACCGAUAAAAGUGGAGGCGGCCAGAAGCCGCCGGGCACCGAACGCCAACACGACGAAAAUUUUCGUCGGUAACCUCACGGACAAAACGCGCGCACCGCAGGUACGCGAACUGUUUCAAAAGUUCGGUGCCGUCGUCGAGUGCGAUAUCGUGCGGAACUAUGGCUUCGUGCAUCUCGAUCCGACCGGGGACGUGAACGAUGCGAUCCGGGAACUGAACGGCAUGAUGGUGGACGGCCAACCGAUGAAGGUACAGGUGUCCACCAGCCGUGUCCGGCCGAAGCCCGGUAUGGGCGAUCCGGAACAGUGCUACCGGUGCGGUCGUGCCGGCCACUGGUCGAAGGAGUGUCCGCGUCUAAUCUGGGCCGAACGUGGCUUCCGCGAACGCAGCAUGUACGCCCGGGAUCCGUAUCCGCCGCCGCCACCGCCGCCAUUCCUUCGCGAUCGUAUUAUGGACGGAUUUAGGGACACGUUUGAUUACUAUGACCGCUACGAAGAUCCGCGCGACCUGUUCGAAAGGCGGUACGGUAUCCGGGGCCGUGACUUUCCCCCCAUAAGACGCGAACCAAUGCCACCGAUACCGCCACUGAUGAGGCGUAGCGUAACGGAGAGCAGUCGUAGCAGCAGCAGCUACGAAGCCAUCUUUAGCCGGCGUACGCCACCGCCGACCAGUCGGAAUGGAAGCAGCAGCAUAAGCCGCUUCGGUGUGUACGAAGACUUUAGCCGGGAUUCGUUCGAUGAUAGGCGCGGUCUGCGUGGACCGUCGCCAACCCAUCGGUACGCACCGUACUGA
Molecule: messenger RNA, 1038 nt
Organism: Anopheles marshallii
Lineage: Eukaryota; Metazoa; Arthropoda; Insecta; Diptera; Culicidae
Gene: lark
Product: RNA-binding protein lark
Exons: 2
Coding region: 1-1038 (345 amino acids)
Cellular component (GO): cytosol
Molecular function (GO): mRNA binding; zinc ion binding
Source: RefSeq, a predicted model, not a curated record